This is a messenger RNA of Seminavis robusta, 2212 nucleotides long. The record is from the annotation of a GenBank genome assembly. Lineage: Eukaryota; Bacillariophyta; Bacillariophyceae; Naviculales; Naviculaceae.
UGGUUGCUUAUAAAAUUAGCAAGAUUGUGCUCAUCAAGGUUGUGGUGUACUGAUAGUGGUUAGGUUGCUUGUGCUAGUUACUCGGUGCAUUGGUGUGGGGGAGGAGACUAAAGUCACUUAAUUCUUUCAGAAGCGUGUUCUUGCCGGGACUUAUGCAUCACUCACCUUAACGCCACUAAACUUCUAGAUCCUCUCGCCAAGUGCUCUUUCACCCUUCACCCUUCACGCUUCACCGUCAGAACCACAACUGCAGCCACCAAAUCAACACAGUUGAGACUCGACACCUUCAUUCCCAUCUCCUCCACUGUGUCAGGUGCUACCGCUUUUGUUCGUUCUGGACGCAUCGUGAUGCACCAUGGGGAGCCAUCGGAAGAAGACGCCGUCUUCUCAGCAGCGAAAGUCUCAUCAAACUGUGUCUACCAAUCAAAACUCGUCUGGCCAUGCCAAUGGCAUUCAUUCUCUGGACAAUCAUCAUGCCGCUACAUCCACGGUGGCUCCUAACGACAAUAAGCAGCGAUACUUUGUGGAAGAGGAAGAGGAGGAUGGUUUCGACGGCACUGUCCGCGCUCUGGACUUUUCCAAGGUCCUCCAGGACGUUGAGGGUAGCUUAGUUGGAACCAUGACUAGCAGCUUUGUGGCCAUCACUGGCCUCCUGUCAUCGACGCCCACUCCUAAUAGCGGCGGUAGUUUCCGUGUGACAUGGAAGGAGUUGGUGUAUUUGGUCCUUGCCAUUGUGGUGCUAGCGGGCUUGUCCAUCUUCAUGGGAGUGGCUGCCGGCAUUACCAUUUCGAUUCACUACUUUGACGAUACCCACAGGACUCCAUCAUUUCCUCGACUAGAAGCCCGCGAACGUGAUUUGGGACCUCACCAACGUGUGACGACUCUGGAUUACACCAUUGCUUCCAGCAACAUAUUGCAUCCUUCAGUAGGCAUGUCGUCUCUGACGGUCGAAGAAGAGAACAAAGUUAUGGACCUGACGUUGGGGCGAGUUAUUACCAUGUCAGAAUCAGGACAACGAAGUGUGCUCUUGGUUGUGGAAGAAAUUCCACCCUUGCCAACAAUGAUGAACAACAAUACUGGAAUGCAUAUCAACUACUCGACCUCUACCCUUCCUGUGAAUGUGAGUGGCACUAACAGCACAAGUGAUGCUGGUGGGCACAAUGGAUUCGUGGAUGCAGAGAAAGAGGUGUUGCUGGGUGGCCACUACACGCCUUACCGUCACAGAGGCCCACCAGAUGCUCGAUUCCAGUUGAGUUCCUCCAAGGUACAUCCAAAGUUAUGCUCGGAUGGCGUCACAAUUGGUUUUGAUAACUGGGACACCCUAAAAGCAGCAGUGUCGGAGGCCAAUGCGCUCUCAGCAGAACGUUUCAUGAAAUGGAACGAGUACUUUGCAUCCUUGGAAACGACAACAAACUCCGGCUCUCGGUGGUUUGACAACAUUCUGAAUAACGAUCAAUCUUCGAGCGACGAUGGCUUGUUAGGAUACUACUAUGACGAAGACGUUGUGUUCACAAUUUGCCCUGGUACUACUCUGUCGGCAAGAAAAGGACCCAUCUUCAUCAAUGCAGAGAACAUUCUGAUCUUGUGCGGUGCUUCGGAAGAGUACGAUUACAUUCGUGCCUCUCAACCAACACCAUCCUCUGUAGCAUCCAUGCGAGCCUCCUUUUCCAGAGAGAUUCCUUCAUGCACAAUGGAUGUUGGUGGCACUCAUUUGGCCUUUGGGCCCCAUGCCAGAAACGUACUGGUCCGAGGACUUGUCUUUCAAUCCGCCAAGACGUCCAGUUUGGCCUUUCAUUACGAUGGGGCACAGGCGUCGUUUGAAGAUUGCAUCUGGGUCGACAACUCUGGCAUUCACGGUACAAAGUACGGCGCUGUUGCGGAUGUUAAUAGCACCAGCAACGUCAACUUUUAUCGCUGUGAAAUUGGGUCCAGUCUCGCCAGUGUAGCCAAUCUCGGAGGCAGUGGAAUGAUAGGACCUGGCAAUGGCGGUAGUGGAGAUGGCAUUGGUGGACCAUAUGGUGGAAUGGCCCCAGGAUUUGCUUCCUUCUUGUCCCUGCGCAACUAACUAGCUACCGAUAUGGGUGAAAGUUCAAAGUGAAUGGCUACGAGACGCGGAGACAAAGUACUAGAAGUGAAAUUCAUCCGACGGUUUCUUCAGGCGCGAUAUAGAUAGACCCUUUAUCGAUGAACUAGAUGGAAUCCUGUCGAUGCU